AUGACUAGGACAGCAGUUAUAUUUAUAGAGAGAGCUACACCUGCCACACUUACAAACUUCAAAGAUGCAUUAGCCAAUGAUUUGCUAUCUACAGAGGGAACAUGUUCCCUUGAGUUUCGUACUUAUAGAACACAAAUUAAGAAUUAUUCCGAGGAUUCACAGUCAAAAUUAUUGUACACAAUGAAUUUUUCUCAUCAUGAUGAAAAUACAAUUAUGAUCAAGAAUAAAUUAGGUUUCUUAUUAAGUUCGGAUAUUUCUAUCGGUAGUAAGAUCACAGAUGAUAAUAGAGUACAAAACUUGGUAGAGAACGAUUGUAGUACGGGAUACCCUGAAUCACUUGAUAUUUUAUUAGGUAAUAAAUUAACAAAUAUGUGGGAACAACGACAAAUACUGAGAGGUGAUGCAGGGGAAACAUUCAAGACUAUGAAUUGUCUCAUCCGAUGCAUUAACCUAUUUUCUUCAACAGGGUUCAAAGGGUUGGUCAUCGAAGUUGAAGAUACAACUACAAAUUGUACUAAUGAAACAUUUACCAGUAGAAUCAAUGAAAUUAAAGAACUAUUGAAUGAAAUAGCAAUUAAAGAAUACCAAAUAUCACAGGAUACCCUUAAUGGUGAUGAUGUUGGCAACAAUGUCAACCCUUCACAGACAGACUAUCUUUGUAAUUUGGCAUACCAAUAUGUACGUGUUCUAGAAUAUUAG
Molecule: messenger RNA, 699 nt
Organism: Maudiozyma barnettii
Lineage: Eukaryota; Fungi; Ascomycota; Saccharomycetes; Saccharomycetales; Saccharomycetaceae
Gene: SRB2
Product: Srb2p
Exons: 2
Coding region: 1-699 (232 amino acids)
Biological process (GO): regulation of transcription by RNA polymerase II
Cellular component (GO): mediator complex
Molecular function (GO): transcription coregulator activity
Source: RefSeq, a predicted model, not a curated record